ACGGAGCAACUCGCUCUCUUCCGAAACAGUCUUCCUCUGGUGUGUAUCGGGCGAGUCAGCACGCUGGCCAGGUCGUCGGAAAACGGCUGUGUUUGUGCGUGUGUGUCGUUGUGUUUGUGAGUGUGUGUGUGUCGGUGUCGCAGCACCAUGCCAAGGUCUUUCCUGGUGAAAAAGGUGAAACUUGAUGAUUUCACUCAUGAUUUGGGGAAUGUCUACCGGCACAGGACAGACCUCAGCCUGCGGCUCCAUAACAAAGCUGGUUACAUCAGUGACUACAUCAGCCCCGUCGUGUACGAUGGUGAGAGUGACGGUGGGCUCAAGGUGCCCUCCCCCGAGCCCCCCUACGAUGGGGUCCACAGUGAAUACGGGGCCCCUGACUCCGAGUCCCCUGACAGUCCUAGCUCAGAAAUCACUGACGGCUACAUCAACGGGGACGCUGCGGUGAGCGACGGUUACUCAGUCGACGCCUUCUUCAUCAGCGAUGGCCGCUCGAGGAGGAAAGCCAUCAGCAGCCCCCGGACCAUCCAGAGGCACAGCUGCAACGAGUGCGGCAAAACCUACGCCACGUCUUCCAACCUGAGCCGGCACAAACAGACACACCGCUCGCUGGACAGCAAGAUGGCGAAGAAAUGUCCGACCUGCUCGAAGGUGUACGUGUCCAUGCCCGCCAUGGCCAUGCACCUGCUCACUCACGACCUCAAGCACAAGUGUGACGUGUGUGGGAAAGCCUUCAGUCGGCCGUGGCUUUUACAGGGCCACAUGCGCUCUCACACGGGCGAGAAGCCGUUCGGAUGCGCCCACUGCGGGAAGGCCUUCGCCGACCGCUCCAACCUGCGCGCUCACAUGCAGACCCACUCGGCCUUCAAGCACUUCAAGUGUAAACGCUGCGACAAGACCUUCGCGCUCAAGAGUUACCUGAACAAGCACUACGAGUCCGCCUGCUUCAAAGGCCCCUACUCUCCUCUCGGCCCCCUCGAUGCAUGACCCCCUGCAUAGAUAAAACACAAACUGCAGACAUAGAUUACCAUUAUUCUUACAGACUGAACUGCAGACACAAACAAUCUAUUUUUGGUCAGAAUAUG
Messenger RNA from Trematomus bernacchii (emerald rockcod), 1082 nucleotides. Its product is annotated as transcriptional repressor scratch 1-like. The record is from RefSeq and is a predicted model, not a curated record. NCBI's taxonomy places the organism in Eukaryota, Metazoa, Chordata, Actinopteri, Perciformes, Nototheniidae. The coding region runs from base 148 to 984 and encodes 278 amino acids. Gene Ontology annotation, molecular function: RNA polymerase II cis-regulatory region sequence-specific DNA binding; DNA-binding transcription factor activity, RNA polymerase II-specific. Gene Ontology annotation, biological process: regulation of DNA-templated transcription. The transcript has 2 exons.